CAGAUAUUUUUUUAUUUUUUUAUCCCUGUUUGAGUUGCUCUGGGAAAAAUASAUGUUUUACGGAGGGAAAUUAAAGUGCGAGCCCGGACCACACAGUAGCAACGGCCAGCCGARGGAUGUUACCCGCGAGCGUGCAAGCUUCCUCAUCUGCAAAAUAGGAUCGUACAUGUUUCUAUUGCCAACUGAAUUUUUCUGUUUGGUCUGAUUUUCAAAAGAACAAGGAAGGAAAAAGGGCAGUGAAAAAGAGAGCAGAAGACCAGGGGGCACCGGAAAAAGAAAGAAAAGGAAGAAACAGGGUAAAAAUAAGACGAGCCAAAGAAAGGAUAGAGCAACCGUCACCACUCACCCCACAGAGUAUAAAGGCAGAAAGGAAAAGACAAGGUGAAGAGAUGAAGCCACUAAAGAAACAGAGGGGGCGCUCUCCCCCCUCCACACGGGCCAAAGGGGGGAAGAAGAGAGGGGCGACAGAGACCCCCCCAGAGAGGGACAACAGGAACAAACUCAGGAAGGAGAACCAAGACGGACAGCCUCAAACCACRMCCCCCGCCCACUUGYYACGGAAACAAUCCACAACCUCCUCUGACAGCUCUCAGCRGGAGCCAAUCAGAGGCAGYGAGACCCCAAAGAAGGAGGGRCCUASAGAGCAGGUGCUGCAAAGGCAACCUGAAGAUAAAGAGAAGACCGARGACAGCAGAGGGGGGGUUGGGGGGAAAUYAGGGGGGCCUAACAGCACCCCCACCUCCUCCCAUAACAACACCCUCACCAUCCCCACCCCCACUACCAGUCCCAGCCCUACCUCCAUGUCCAGUAGGAAAACAGCCACCUUCAAGGCCAGAGUCCCCAAGAAGAAGUACAUCGCUGAACACUAUGCUGGUAGCAACGCCCCCGGCCUCACCUUCACCCCUGCCCCCAUGCACAACAGCCACAGUAACUACAGUAGUACUAGCAGAGUACUAACAGUAAUAACAGUAGUAAUACCAUUAGUAACAGUAGUAGGACUAACACUACUAUUAAUGGUAGUAACAGCAUUAGUAACAGCCAUAGUAACAGCUCAGUCAGCCUCUCGUUAGCCCCCAGUGUGUCCAAUGAGGAGAGGAAGGUAGCCGCUAGCAGCCACAGCCAUGGCCCGGGGGAACAGGGGAUGACAGGGGCCUCCAUAGAGCCCAACAAUGGCAGUGUGGCCCCACAGGACAGAGAGAGAGACCCCCAGGGUGGGGAGACAGAGGCAGAGUGGGCCCCUAACUCAGUACGCUCCGUWUCSACGGAUACAGCCAGCGAGCACGAUCUGGAGGUGAACUCCCAGCCCAGUACCAGCCCUGCUAGAGCCCCCUACCAUGGCAGCCUGCCCCCUUACUCUGCUACUACCUCCCAGCCCGGCCCCAACCMKAGCCACAGAAAGGGCAGUCUGUCCGGGGCGGAUGCCUUGGCCAAAGGCCUGAAGAACCAGAGAGUUCUAGCCCGCUGUCRAUGGAGAGACAGACUUAACGGAGAGCAAGGUGGGAGGGAGAGAGAGAGGGAUGGACCCCUGUCUCCUAUGUUCAGGGCUGGGGUGGUGCGGCGGGUGAGUGGGGGCAGCGCUGAUAUCCAGCUGCAGGGGGAGGAGGGGAUACUCUGUUACCCCUUUCAGGGGGGGACCGCACACCCGGAGGGGGAGGAGACRAGCGUGGAGUUCAUCCUGGACGCCCCCCCACCCGGCACGGCGUCCGUGGCCAUCGGGACACGCGUAUGUGUGCCUUUCAGAGGGGGAGGGGGGCGAGAUGGGGGUGAACAGGGGACACCUCAGCUAUACAGAGAAGGGGUGCUGUCCCAGGUAGACCCCCACCCUGCCGUGUCGUUCCCAUACAGGGUGCUACUGUGUGAGGAUCGAGAGGCGCUGGAGAAUGGAGGGAGGGAGGAGGAGGGAGGGAUGGAGGAGGAGAGGAGGAGGGCGCAGGCCCAGGCUGUAUGGGUGUCCAGACAGAGCCUGAGGCUGCUGACUCCCCCCUGGGAACUGCCUCACMCAGAGGGGGGGRGAGAGAGGGAGAGAGAGAGGGAGGAGAGGGAGAGRAGGGAGGAGAUGGAGGURGAGAGGGAGGUGUGCCAGCUGAGUAUUGGGAUGGCGCUGGGUGGGCCGAUGGGAGGGGGAGCGAGGUUGGUGCACAGCUUCUCUCCAGCUGGGGUGGUGGGGGGGCAUCACUAUGGAAACAUCCCCCCCCACCCCUCCUCGUUGGUAACGACCAGCGUUGUCRMCAKCACUGGAGAGGGUUACCCUGACAGAGAGAUAGAACAAGAGAGACAGAAACAGCCCCAAACACCAGAGGAGGACAUGGAGAUGUCUAGGUUCAGWAUGGRYACCCAGCMUCGCCACAUCCUCUCMAAGCCCCUCCUCGGGGGGCAYAGCUACCCCUCCUCCCAACACCUGGUCCAGGGCCUGGGCACGCCACUGGGCUCUCACCUGUCCUCCCUCACCUUGCCUGGCCCUGAGGCCCUGGGCAUGACCCCCACACCACACCUACCCCCUUCCAAGAGUGCCCUGGUCCCCCUGGACAAGACCCCCUCCCAGAUCCCCACCCCUACCCCUGGAGGGGGGUCUACCUCCUCCUCAGCCUCCUCCUCGCGCUCCCGCACCCCCCUGUCGGCCGCCCUGCAGAAGUACAAGAAGGGGGACGUGGUGUGCACCCCUAACGGUAUCCGCAAGAAGUUCAACGGCAAGCAGUGGAGACGCCUCUGUUCCAGAGAGGGCUGUAUGAAGGAGUCCCAGAGACGAGGAUACUGCUCACGCCACCUCUCCAUGAGAACUAAAGAGAUGGAGGGAGCGGGAGGAGGGGGAGAGAGGGACAGGGGGAGAGGAGGAGGAGGGGGGAGCAGUUCGGGGACGGUCACCCCCUCUGACCUGCGUGGGUUUGACUGGGAUGAGACGUCCAGAGACAGCAGCGAGGCCAGCAGUAGAGGAGACUCUCGCCCUCGGCUGGUGCUGCCCUCCCUCCUCCCCCAUGACUUCUCCAGGUUUGAUUUUGACGAGUGUGAGGCAGCCACCAUGCUGGUGUCUCUGGGCAGCUCUCACUCUGGGACCCCCUCCUUCUCCCCCACCUCCAACCAGUCCCCUUUCUCCCCCGCCCCCUCGCCCUCACCCUCCCCCCUCUUCGGAUUCCGUCCCGCCAUGGGACACAGACACCCCAGUGCCACGGGGGGCAAGCUGAGCACCCCUGGGGGGCAGAGAGGGAGAGGCAUACCUCAGGGGUUCCAUCGUCUCCACAGCCACAACGGGGGAGGAGAAUCAACAUUUUUCCAUCUGCACUGGAGCAGUGGGCCAGGGGCGUUACGGAGGACUCGUUUUUGGAAAAACACCAUAAAGGACUMUUUUUCAACCAUGUAUUCAUCAGAGAGCCCUCAAUACCUCCGUCAAGGACUGAGCAUGUUUGUCUGGACUAACGUGGAACCCCGGUCAGUUCCUGUGUUUCCCUGGCAUUCAUUGGUCCCUUUCCUGGCACCAACCCAGUCAGAUGCCUCUACUCAGUCUGGUGAGGGCCAACAACCAAUCAAUCACCCCCAAGCUGCCAGUCUGAAAACGGAGUCUCAGGGGGGUGCAGUGCUGCUACAGGAGGCCAACGAGGGCCCCCCCUCCCUAGAGAGAGGACCCACAACACGGCUGACUCCCUCCACGGACGACCUGGCCCCGGAGAGGGAGGCCGAAAGAGAGAGGCCAGACAGUGAGACUGAGAGUGAUGUGGAUGACCCGUUCUUCCCCAGUGUUCUUCCUGAGCCGCCCUUGUCUGUGACUCCUGUGAAGAGACGCACUCAGUCCCUCAGCGCCCUGCCUAAAGACGGGGACAAGAUCAGCCCUGGCAAGAGGGAGAAGGACCACAUCAGGCGGCCGAUGAACGCGUUCAUGAUCUUCAGUAAGCGUCAUCGAGCGCUGGUGCACCAGAGGCACCCCAACCAGGACAACCGCACGGUUAGCAAGAUCCUGGGCGAGUGGUGGUACGCCCUGGGGCCCAAAGAGAAGCAGAAGUAUCAUGACCUCGCCUUCCAGGUGAAGGAGGCCCACUUUAAGGCCCAUCCAGACUGGAAGUGGUGCAACAAAGACAGGAAGAAGUCUAGUUCUGAUGGCCGAGGGCUCCCGGGGCCGGGGGGCAAAGACAUUAGAGAAAGGAGCAUGUCUGAGACCACCGAGCCCCAUGGUGUGGAGCUGAAAGGGGUGGGGCCUGGCCUGCUGGGUGUGUCUGAGCGGAAUCCAGGAGAGGGGCAUGUAGGUCAGCUACCCCGCCCCCGAGCCUUCUCCCAGAGUGCCAUGCACAGCCUGGAGAGGAGUGAGAAGGGCAACACACAGGCCCUGGCCGAACUGUCACAGAUGUGUGGGGAUGGUGGUGGCCAGUUUUCGGGGCGUGCCCAGACCCUGUCCCGGUCUCAGAGGGGGGUCAGUGAGGACAUGACCAGUGAUGAGGAACGCAUGGUCAUCUGUGAAGAGGAGGGAGAUGAUGAUGUCAUCGAGGACCUGUACCCUGCCAGCUCCAUAGACCUGAAGUGUAAGGAGAGAGUGACGGACAGCGACAGUGACAACGCCUCUGGGAACGAGAGCGAUCGCAAGCGUGUCUUUGCUCCAGUGAUCUGCUCUUCCUCCUCCCAGCCCACCCCCCACGGACGCUCCGUCUCUCUCUCCUCCUACCCUUCCAAACGCUACGACGAGGAGAGAGGGGGGCUCUCAGACCGCAGGAGGAAGAGAGGAAUAGAGGGAGGAGGUGGUGAUGGAGGAGGAGUGGCAUCCCUCUCUCUUUCCCUGUCCUCCUCAGGCCACUCUGUCAUCUCCAGCCCCGGAGGCCCAUUUCCGUCUGCCCUUGCCCCCCUUGGCCUGUCUCCUGUCCUGGGCUUAGGGGCUGUCAGAGUGGCAUCUACAGUGGUGACCAACGUGGUUCGUCCAGUCGUGAGCACGCCAGUCCCCAUCGCUAGUAAACCCCGAGAUGGAGCAGCUUCAUCCAUUCCUCACCCACCAGACAGGAGGUCCCUCCCAUCGCAACAAGCGCAGCUUCUGAUUGGCUCCGGAGUAGGAAGCGGAGGGCCUGGGUACUACUCCUCACCCAAUCCCAUAGGUGCAGGGGCAGGUCCAGGGGGGCUAGUGACCAGCUUGGUGUUCCCGGGGCACAGCCAGCCCACUGUCCAGCUCAUCAGUCCCUCCCCCCAUCCGUCCUCCCACCACCAGCUGCCCCCCGAUCACCUAUGUCCAGUCCACGCCAGGAGUCCCCUCUCCUCUGCCUCUGGUCUCCUCAACAACAGGCUCCUCUUCCCCUCAGCAGGCCCAGCCCACCCCUGAAUCUGCAUAUGUUCCAUCACCCCUAGCAACGCUGGGCUUUACAGCCAUAGCCCCCCCUGGACAGAACCUAGUCCAACCCCUCAUCACAGGUCAGCCUCCCUUUCAGGCUCCAGUCCAGUCCCCUACCUGCCCCUCCCUCCCUUCUGGCCCAGCCUCUGCUUCAGGGGGACAGAUAAUCACCGCCAUCUACCCCCCUACCAGCGUCACCAUGGCAACCGGGGUGGUCUCCAUGUCAGCCGUGCCACCCAACAUGGUGUACACAGUCUCCAGCUCCUCCAGUCUGUCCACUCACAUCCUGCCCAAACACACAUUCGCCCCCACCACACACACUCACAUCCAGCUCCAGGCGGACAGACAAACAGACAGGCAAGCGGGGGAGAGACCCACGGACAGAACGUUUCACUCUCAGUCAGAGAAAGCGGCAGACAGACAAGCGCAGACGCAGCCUGAGCUACAGGCGUACGGACAGACGGACAGGCCAACCCUCACACAGGCGGACAGACAGACGGAGAGGCAAGCCCAGACCUUCAAUAAGAGCAGCAGCUUAGUGGCGCCCCCAAGUGGCUCCUCAUUGUCACUGCGGCCCUGCAGCCCCCCCCUGCCCUCUCACACUUCCACAGGCAGUGCACCAGGCACCCCUAAACUCCCCCAGCUCCCGGUGAGGACCCCUCAGAAAAUCAAAGCCACUGUUGCCAACAUCCCGGUGGGCAGCUACGAGGGAGGAGGCCGAGGAAAGGAGAGGGAGAAGAACCGAGAGAGGGAAAGAGAGAAAGAAAGAGAGAGCACUGGAGCAAACAGUCGUUUUUCCUUUGAACUGGAGCGUCCUGGGGAGUCGGCGUCCCCCUCCCAACACACACACACUGCUGAGGAGCCCCCCUCUGACAGACCCCCUGAGGGACAUGGCCCUGGGGACAACACUGACACACGCAGCACAGAGGCCAGCAACAAGGAGUCCGGGUGGAAGGACUCCCCCCCCCGUCUGUGUGUCCCCCUCCAGGGACAGGGACAGGUGCUGACGGAGAGGACAUCCUGGGGGAGCUGGAGUUUGACAAGGUGCCCUACUCCUCUCUGAGACGCACCCUGGACCAGAGACGAGCCCUCGUCAUGCAGCUCUUCCAGGAGCAUGGCUUCUUCCCCUCAGCCCAGGCCACGGCAGCCUUCCAGGCACGCUACUCAGACAUCUUCCCCACCAAGGUGUGUCUGCAGCUGAAGAUCAGGGAGGUCCGACAGAAAAUCAUGCAGACUGCCGUCCCCUCUGAGACCAACGAGGCCUCCUCGCUCCCCGGACCGUCUGGCACCCAAUCAGGGGAAGGGACAGGAGGAGGGGCGGAGCCAUUGGGAGAGGAGRCGGAUCAAGAGAGGGAGGGUAGUCCAGAGGAGCUGAGGGAUUCGCAGGAGUCUUCUAGAUGAAGGAUGCCGACAGGCUGGAUUGACCAAUCAGCGAUGGACCAGUUCCCCAAAUCCCGCCUCUUCUUAAUUUUGUUGAAGCUACACCCCUCUGCCUCUCGGUGUAUCUGGACCUCUGUCUCUGUCUCUCGCUCUCGCCAGGCCAGAAAGAGCAAGUGGAAGAGACAAAGAAAGAGGAUGUGUGUCUGCAAAAUGUGUCAAUAGGUGAAAUUGUUUAAAACUUAAAAGGGGAUUUGAAAAAAAAAAGUGUAAUUCCCUCUCCCAAAAAAAUUACAUUUAAAA
Molecule: messenger RNA, 6976 nt
Organism: Salvelinus sp. IW2-2015
Lineage: Eukaryota; Metazoa; Chordata; Actinopteri; Salmoniformes; Salmonidae
Source: RefSeq, a predicted model, not a curated record